Molecule: messenger RNA, 2733 nt
Organism: Odontomachus brunneus
Lineage: Eukaryota; Metazoa; Arthropoda; Insecta; Hymenoptera; Formicidae
Gene: Gasp
Product: protein obstructor-E
Exons: 4
Coding region: 118-924 (268 amino acids)
Cellular component (GO): extracellular region
Molecular function (GO): chitin binding
Source: RefSeq, a predicted model, not a curated record
CUCUCUUUCUCGGCGCAGUGGAGGCGGUGUCCCUAAAAGUGUCUGUAGAAAAAUUCGUUUUUUUUUUUUAAUUUUUCGUUCUCGCUUCCGCGCCACAGUCUCGUCUUUACCGUAACCAUGAGGACGUACUUCGUGAUAGCCGCCAUACUGAUCGCCGGAACGACCGGCCAAGAGAGCUUCAAAUGCCCGGACGACUUCGGGUUUUACCCUCACCACAGUUCAUGCGACAAGUACUGGAAGUGCGACAACAACGCGGCAGAACUAAAGACAUGCGGUAACGGCCUGGCGUUCGACGCCACCGACAGCAAGUUCCUCACCGAGAAUUGCGACUACUUGCACAACGUGGACUGCGGCGAACGAACGCAGCUGGAGCCGCCCAUCAGCACGCCACACUGCGCCCGUCUGUACGGCAUCUUCCCCGACGAGAAGAAGUGCGACGUGUUCUGGAACUGCUGGAACGGCGAGGCGUCGCGCUACCAAUGCAGCCCCGGACUGGCCUACGACCGCGAGGCUAGGGUGUGCAUGUGGGCCGACCAGGUGCCCGAAUGCAGAAACGAAGAGGUCGCCGGAGGUUUCACGUGUCCGGCCGCGGGUGAAGUGAGCGGUGCAUCCGGCAGCUUCAGCAGACACGCCCAUCCGGAGGACUGCAGAAAGUACUACAUAUGUCUCGAAGGCAUCGCCAGGGAAUACGGCUGCCCGAUCGGCACCGUCUUCAAGAUCGGCGAUGCCGAUGGUAGCGGCGCCUGCGAGGACCCCGAGGAUGUACCCGGAUGUGAGGAUUAUUACGGUGACCUGGACUUGAAGAGCAUCCGGAAGAGCGAGCUGCUUGCCGGUAUCCAGAGCGAGCCAAGGAAGCCAAACCAGCCUCUCAAACCUAGGCCCUCAACAAUACCCACGAGACCCUCCGCAAGUCUCCAGGAAUAAAUCCUGAUACCUCGUCCCUUUCCCCUUCAUCCGUCCACUAUCUUUCUCUCUCUGCUCCCUUUACUUACUUUCUCUUUGUUGCUAUCGUUUAACUUUGUUAUCAAACAAACAAGUAGGAAUAUCGUUAAACACAGGUCAUCGGUAAAUAAUCUAGAUCGUUCAAAAUAUUCUUCAAAAAAUCUAGAUAGACCCUAUUGAUGAUAAAGAAGAAGAAUGUUACAAAUUUAUUUUAGCACCACGCGUUUCUCAUGCCUCUCUUAAUUUAUUUUAUCUCCUUUAAUUUAUUUCAUUUUUUCUCUUUUGUACCAAUAAAUUAUAUCAAGCCACAUUUCUCCCUCGCUCUCUAUUUACUUUCUCUCUCUCUCUCUGUCCUAUUUUUCUCUCUGUCUUUAUUCUAUACUUUCUCUGUUAUCUCUUCUUCUCUCUGUCUACCCUUUCUUCUGUGUUUCUCUUUUCCCUUUCAAUUUCCUCUCAUCCUCUCUGUUCCUUCUACCACACAUCCACACAUACAGACAUACGUAUGCUCACACACAGGUACAUAGUCGAGAGAAAUCCAGUACCGACUUUACGUAAAGAGAAUUCCUCGAGGAGCGAAGUGAUCGGCGCCGAGAGCCAAGAGAGCCGAAAACCCGCCCUCGAAGGCCGUAGAUCUUUCGGCCCAUAUUAUCCACUGCGUAUCCUGUACGCAAAGGACGCAUGACUCGAUCUCGAGGCGGAUGGCCGCGACGCGAAAUCCGCGAGAUUCCGAGAGGACGAAGAGAGUGCGAUCGAGCUGUCGUGAAUUUUAUCCCCCUUCGAAUUUUUUCGCGCGAUUCUAUCGUCGACCCGAUUGCGCAUCUCCAUGCGAACUAAGUGCGUAGAGAAUGAUACUAUUUUUGUAAUUAUAGUAGAAUAGAGGAAAGGGAAUAUUUGAAGCGCGAUCGGUUAAGAUGACGAAACAUAAUCGUGAAUUUCGAAAAACAUUAUACAAAAUUAUCCGGCUGCCGUGCAUGAUCAAAAUAUAUAUAUAUAACCGCGUGAUAAAAUUACUUUCUUCCUGACAACGUAAAGUUAAUAAUAAUUUGUAUCAUAAAACUUGCGAACACCAUGUAUAACAAUCAACCGCAAUAAUAUCUGUAUUAGUUUCAAUGUAAGAUUUCUCGAUUCGCAGCAUAAAAGAGUAUUAUCGGAAACUCGCAAUUGUUUGUCCUGACAAAUGCUCAAGAAAUAACGAAUGUUUUGCAAAAUUGUGUUAGUUGUGAUAUCUCAUUGGCGAUCUCUUUUUCUCGCCGUGAAAAUAGGGAUUGGAAACUUGCAAUUUCGCGAUAAAAUAGACGCGACACAACAAUCGACAAUUUUGUAAAUUCGAGCAGCUUCUGAAGAUGCAUUCUACCGGUUGUCUUUGUAUUUCGCCUGAUGUUAUAUUAUCACCGUUAAUAAUUUACAAUUUACUCAUCUCUUAGUGAUGCACAAAGAUAGUUAUAGAGACUAUCGAUGAAAUGUGUCUUCUGAAAAUGUUCUGACAAAAGUUGAGUUUUGCAAAACUCAUGUCCUCUCAAUUGAAAAACGCGUUUCCUCUGUACGAGACUACAUAGAUUUUAAUCCUGGUGUACAUGAGAGAUAUAAUUUAAAAAAAAGGUACAAGGAGUCGAUUUCACGAUAAGUCGCAAACGACAACGAGUUCAUCAGACUCGCGCGACUCACGGUCCACGAUUUACAAUUCGGAAAUCUUUCCGACUCUUGGCGCCAAUGUGUAGGCAAACUCGGUCGGUCUGUCGUGUAUUUUUAAGUAAAGUGAAAAGUAUGUAUAAUAAAAAAAGAAAAUUCUUA